Molecule: messenger RNA, 2349 nt
Organism: [Torrubiella] hemipterigena
Lineage: Eukaryota; Fungi; Ascomycota; Sordariomycetes; Hypocreales; Clavicipitaceae
Source: the annotation of a GenBank genome assembly
AUGCCGCUUCCUCGCACCAAUUCGUUGCUGGCAACAGCACACAGAGCAUUCAGGCCUAGCCUCCUCGCCCGGUCUGUCCAGCCUCAACUUCGACGAACGCUCUUCUCCGCCGCUCCUAAAAGACGCAGCUCACCAACCGCGGUGAUUGUUACAGCGGGCUUCUUGAUUUGGCUUCUAUAUCCUACAGACGACUUUGCACGCCUUGGCCAUAAUAAAGACGGCUCAGUUGUCAAGGGUCCUCGCCAUGACGGAGCGGCAGAACACAACGCGGAUGGGUCUAGUGAGGAGGACAACGGCGAGUCGAGCGCUUGGUCGCAUUUUGCAAGCCAGUUUGAGUCCAUGUCCAUUAUAACGGAUAAAGAAUGGGCUGGAUUUUCCGACAAGCUUGUAGGCUACAUAUUCCCAGAGUGGUCUAAAACCGUUCCGGGAUUUAUGCGCAAGCUCCAGCGAGAACUGUCCAUGUCGCCUGGGUCUCUGGCUGAAGAGCUCUGGGAUGAGGCCCAUGAUCCCACUGUGAACCCGGAAAUUCGGUACACGGCAAAGGUUCGAGUCUCUUCAGAGCUUUGUGACGAUGAAAAAGAGUUUCUUGACCGCCGUAAGAAGAAGACGACAGCUGCGCUUGCAAAGUAUCUCGGCUUAAAAGAGUCCGAUGUUAACCCAGAGGACGUCCCAACCAUUGCUAUGUGCGGAUCUGGAGGUGGUUUGCGUGCCCUGAUCGCAGGUACAGGAUCUCUACUCGCUACUGAAGAAGACGGCCUUUUCGAUUGCGUAACCUACACUGCUGGCGUUAGUGGCUCAUGCUGGCUGCAGACCCUUUACCUAACUUCGUUCAAUAAGGGCAGUAUCAAGUCGCUCUUGGAACAUCUCAAGUCACGCACCGGAACUCAUAUUGCUUACCCGCCUGUUGCUUUCCAGUCUUUGACAUCCUCUCCGACUAAUAAAUACUUGCUUAGCGGUGUCGUCGAAAAGUUGAGGGGUGAUAAGGACGCCGAUUUUGGUCUCGUUGACAUUUAUGGCUUGCUACUCGGCGCCCGAUUCCUAGUGCCCAAGGGCGAGCUUGGCGUUAAUGGAAACGACUUCAAAAUUUCCAACCAACGCGAGCUGAUCAAGGAUGGCUCUCGCCCACUCCCUAUUUACACGGCCGUUCGCCACGAGAUUCCGGGGUUAAAGGAGCUCAAGAAGAAAGAAAACCAGAAGGAUUUUGAAGCAGCAAAAGAAAAGGCCACCAAGGAGUCUUGGUUCCAAUGGUACGAAAUGACACCAUACGAGGUAUUCUGCGAGGAGAUUGGAGCCGGAAUUCCAACAUGGGCUUUUGGCCGCAAGUUCAAAGACGGUCAAGACGUACCUCUGGAACAUGGUCUGCAUCUUCCUGAAAUUCGAACACCUCUCCUGAUGGGCAUCUUUGGAAGCGCGUUCUGUGCUACGCUCAGUCACUACUACAAGGAAGUACAGCCCAUUGUUAAGAACAUUGCGGCACUGAAAUCCAUGGACGAGCUCAUCUCAGGCAAGGAUGAUGAAUUAAGUAAGAUCCAUCCGAUUGACCCGGCUAUUAUUCCCAACUUCGCUUAUCAAAUGUAUGGAAAGCUCGCCAAGACGGCUACUCCCAGCAUCUACGAAGACGACCACAUCCAACUGAUGGAUGCUGGCAUGUCUAACAACCUUCCCAUCUACCCACUUCUCCGACCUGGCCGCGAUGUUGAUGUAUUGAUUACUUUUGAUGCUUCUGCUGAUGUCAAGACGGACAACUGGCUCUCUGUAGCUGAUGGCUACGCAAAGCAGCGCGGCAUCAAGGGCUGGCCGAUUGGUGUGGGCUGGCCCAAGGAAGAUGCCUCAGUUCAGCAGAUAAAGAAAGAUCUCGAGGACGCAGAAGCGUCAACUCCUCGAGAUGCUGACAAAAAGCUUGAGCAGGCCAAGGCUAGCCAGUCGGGUGACUUGGGACCCUGCACAGUCUGGGUAGGUACCACAGAAGAGCGAGUAACAAAGGAGGCGCAUCCACCUACCACGCCAGUCUCAGAAUCGGACGACUGGCGUUUGAUGCAUCCCAAUGCCGGGUUGGCGCUGGUGUAUCUGCCCUUCCUACCGAACAAGAAGGUGCCUGGUGUUUCGCCAGCGGAGAGCGAGUUCAUGAGCACAUGGAACUUUGUGUACACCCCGGAACAAAUCGACAGUGUUGUUGAGCUGGCACGAGCCAACUAUGACGAAGGCAAGGAGCAGAUCCGCUCAACGAUCAGAGCAAUCUUUGAGCGCAAAAAGCAGAUGCGAUUGAAGGCCGAAGGCAAACUGCAAAGCGAGACAACUCGAGCCAACACCAACGCGAAUUUACUGAAAGAGGGAGACCAGUUUAGCUAG